This is a messenger RNA of Mizuhopecten yessoensis (Yesso scallop), 2490 nucleotides long. Its product is annotated as protein-glutamine gamma-glutamyltransferase E-like. The coding region runs from base 1 to 2490 and encodes 829 amino acids. Gene Ontology annotation, biological process: peptide cross-linking. The transcript is spliced from 15 exons. The record is from RefSeq and is a predicted model, not a curated record. NCBI's taxonomy places the organism in Eukaryota, Metazoa, Mollusca, Bivalvia, Pectinida, Pectinidae. Gene Ontology annotation, molecular function: protein-glutamine gamma-glutamyltransferase activity.
AUGAUAAAUCUUCUUCUAAUGUUGCAGAACUCGCACGAACUCAGGGGUAAGAAGGUCCGGCCCUUUAAGAAGGAGGACCUAGGGUUCCGCUGGCCGGAUAUGCCCCCGGCUGACAUUACCCCCCGCACGUCUCCCAAAAUCCGACUGAACGCCCUACGGUACGGCCCAGAACGAACCUCGGAGUACCCUUGGGAGAGGGACAUGAGACUCAGGAGGCGUGGCCACCCUCGACCGUUCGAGGUCCACGCCCGGGAUAAAGACCUGAGGGACAACCUGUAUGUAAUGGGUGUCAAUCUGUUCCUUGACCGGACACUACAGGAGCACCACACAGAUCGAUUCAUGUUAAAUAAAACGAGGUCAGAUCACGUAGAUGAAAAUAAGGAGGAACCAGAACCGGAUUUGAUUGUGCGGCGCGGUCAGCCGUUUAUCAUCGGUUUGAGUCUAAACGAAACUUUCAAUAGAGGAAAGCACGACUUACAACUGAGUUUCUCGACAGGAAGUGACCGACCGGACCCGGCGGACGGCACAUGGGUCUUACUGGAUGUUAAAGACGAAUUUGACAAGCACAAAAAGGUACAUGGUUGGCGGAUGUACGUCAUCAGGUCAUCGAACAAGUCGAUGGUACUCGAGGUAACCACGCCCCCUACUUGUACAAUCGGAGAAUGGGUACUCAGCAUAUUCUCAACAACACUUGGGAUUUACGUUCCUGCUAAACGGGAGCUAAGAUAUGAACACCCAGGUGACAUCGCCGUUCUGUUCAACCCUUGGAACCCCGCGGAUCAGGUUUAUAUCGACAGAGUUGUCUGCCCGGAAGCUGGGGUUAGGGGUCACACCGACCCUAUCGAUGAGUAUGGCCUUAAUGACUGUGGCAUAAUCUUCCUUGGGAGGGCAGACAAGGUCUUAGCCAAACCAUGGAAUUUUGGACAGUUUGAUGAAGACAUCCUGAAGAUAAGCCUUCAUUUACUGAGGAAGGCGUUCAACUUUGAGGUGUCGAGUCAGUUGUCCGACCCCGUACUGGUGUGUAGGGGUCUCACAAAGGUGAUAAAUAACAUUGAUGGUACUGGCGUGAUGACUGGAAAGUACCGGGGAACGUUUGCAGACGGCAUACGGCCGACGGCGUGGAUUGGGAGUCCCCGGAUAUUAAAAAUGUAUAAUAUGCAAAACGGCAUACCGGUCAAAUACGGGCAGCCGUGGGUGUUUUCCGCAGUUUUCACUACCGUUUGUAGAGCGCUCGGGCUACCCUGUCGAAGCGUCACGAACUUUGUGUCUGCCCAUGAUCCUGACCGAAAUCUGUCUAUCGACAAGGGAUACACUAUCGACCCAUUUAACGGAGUGCAGAAGGUGGUGGAUACGCAUGCGCUGUGGGAUUUCCACGUGUGGAACGAGGUAUGGAUGAAGAGGCCCGACCUCCCGGAGAAGCCUGAUAAUCUUAGUGGCUGGCAAGUGCUUGACCCCACCCCACAGGAACCCUCUGGCCAUAUAUACGUGUGUGGUCCCUCCUCUGUGACAGCCGUGAGGAAGGGCCUUUGUGAUCUCCCCUAUGACACUGCUUUCAUAUUCGCCGAACUAAAUGCGGGAAGGACCAUAUGGCAGAGACGACCUGGAGUAAACUGGAUCAAAAUAAAAGAGGAUUCGAAUAUUGCAGGAAAAUUGAUAAUCACAAAGUACCCGGAUGGUCAUCCAUAUACUGGAGGGGACACAGCAUCCAUUAAAUACGACCUUACUCUACUGUACAAAUUCCCGACAGGCAGUGAAGAGUCAGAGAUCGUGAUGAGAAACGCCUUACGUAGUGUGAAGGUACAACGUCUGUCGGAGAAAGCCGAGCUUGCAAAACAGGAUAUAGUGAUGGAUAUCGUCUCUGACCGCGCUGAAAUGGUGGGCUCCGACGUCUACUUUACAAUCAAAUUGACAAACAUCAGUCGACAGAAUGACGAGGUGACCAUUGGUGAUCUGGUAAUCACGGUAACCAGUCACGUUUACACGGGUGGCGACACUACUCCUCUGAAGAAGAUUGUCUACAACAAUCUUCUCCUCAAAUACAGACAGGUAUUAAGCUACCAGUUAAGAGUAUCCCCAGCAGACUAUGACCUCAAUCUGAAACCACUUCUGCUAUUUGAGGUGGAGGCUACAGCCAAUGUUAAGGAGACGGGUACCAUUGUGAUAGCCACGCUAGACUACAGUUUAACGCUCCCUACGGUCGGUAUACAGACACAGAGCCAUUGUAAGAUGAAUGAACCGACUGAUGUCCAUUUGACCCUUCGGAAUCCUUUCCAUGAUACCUGGUUGACAUUCUGUGUAGUAUCUAUUGAAGGAAAUCUGUUCGGAACACCUCCACCAAUUACACAGCCGAACUUAAAACCUCGUGAUCGAUGGCAUAUAACAAUUCCCCUGACGGCGAGAAAGGCAGGCACAGGAACCAUAUUUGUGUCAUUCGAAUGUAAAGAAAUACCAGGCAUACACGGUGUUACCAAACUUCAGGUGUAUGAGUGA